AUGUUCCCCUCGUCAGCGGCGAUGCUGAAGAAUCUGCAGCAAAGUGCCAUGACCUCGCCUUUCUUGAUGGAGAACUUGCUCCAGAGCAAGGCGUCGCCGGGGACAGACCUUACCAGUCUGACCUUGAACUGGGCGGCGAGUCUGGUGGCACGACAACGUGAGAGAGAGUGCGAGGCGAAUCUCAGACUUGUCCGCGACCGAUCUCCCAGCGAUCUCGUCCAGGAUCACCUGGAUCAACGAUCCGGCUCGGUCGGCGGACGCGAUCGCAUGAUCGAUUGCGGCGGCCGGGAUCAGCAGAGAUCCAGCGGCGGUAGAUCCGCCGGCGAGCGACAGCACGACAGGAUGCAGCUUCUUCAGCGCGAGAAGGAGGUUCUAGAUCGGACUCAGAGCGUCUACGUGGACAUGGAGAACGAGAGGAUGGACGGCCCAGUCGUGGACCGGCUGUGCGCGAUGGAGAGGCUUUGCAACGAGAGGAUCGACAAUCGAUCCAACUCAGGCGUGGAAUCGUGCAACUCGAACGUCGACGAGGAUCCGAUCCCGGGCGCCGAGCUGGACGGCGGUCUUCAAGCGGCCGACAGGGAUGAGAUGAUACUGGGCGAGCGAGUCUCCGCGAUCGAGAUAGACAGACGAUACGACCUUGGAUGCAGAAAUGUCAUGCACAUGUCCGACGAGAUGACGAUCGUAUCGGGAGAGAGGGAGACGACGGUGACGGCGGUCGAGCGUGCCGUCGACAGAAUAGGCGAGAGGACCACGAACGCCGUCGCCUGUUCCUGCGGCGAGGAGCAGUGCUCCGGUCCGGCAUGCAGGACCAUCCAGGAGAAGGAGAAGCCGCAGCUCAAGUUCAGCGUUAGCGCCAUACUCGGUGGCAAUCACGAUAGGAGACCGCAUCCCGAUAAUUUUCAAGGACUUCCGCCGGAAGCGAUACCCGCCUUUUUGCAGAAUCUACAAAAUUCGGCAGGUUACAAUAUCGCCAAGCCAAUCGCGAGACCAGCGGCUUAUCAUCCUUAUCACAGGCCGAGUCAUCAACCACCUCAACGGCACUUGCCACCGAACGCUCAUCACACGCUGCAACAACUGUUCUACAGGGGCCCAUAUCUGACAGUUGCUAGCUCUGGGACCGGAAGUCAUCAUCCCGGCACACCCGGCGGAGGUGCCGUGUUUCCAGGCGCUAUCCAGGGUAGUAUCGGUGAUUUUUCCGGCACCGGUUUGGUUUUUCCAUGGGCGACGAACGCGCGCGGGAAACCACGCCGAGGAAUGAUGAGGAGGGCCGUUUUCUCGGAUCUCCAGCGUCGCGGACUCGAGAAAAGGUUCCAGAUACAAAAGUACAUCAGUAAACCGGAUCGCAAAAAGCUCGCCGAGAAACUGGGCCUCAAAGACUCGCAAGUGAAGAUUUGGUUCCAAAAUCGACGCAUGAAGUGGCGAAAUAGCAAGGAGCGAGAGCUCCUGGCAACCGGUGGUUCGCGCGAACAGACGUUACCGAACAAGAACAAUCCCAAUCCGGACUUGAGCGACGCCGACGGGGAUCGGCCGAGGAUGGAUUUGAGCGACGUGAGUCCGCUUACGAGUCCUCAGAGGCCUGAAGAGCAAACGGAGAACGAGGAGGACGAAGAGAUAAACGUCACGUGAUAAAGCCGCCGGACUCAGCAUUCCGAUGAAGUAGCGAUAACUCAUAAUUUGUGAAUCGAGGAGAAUAUCGGCAGGACCAAAAGAAAAAUUUUAAACAAAACAGAUUUGGUAGGCAUUAUAAUUCAGAGUUUAAAACUUUCAUUUUUGCUAUACGUAUAUUAUUAUCAUUUUAAUAUCGAUUAUAUAUUACCGAUGAGAAAAUAUACAUUUCUUUCUUCUAAUCUCUUUUUAAGACAUUCGGUAUGCUUUACACAGAUCUAAUUUUACAUGCAGAAAUAUAUAUUGUGCAAAGUCUAAGAUCGUUGUUAAUUUUAAUCAUACAUUUUCCAGCUGGCCAAUCUUUUAUUAGCAAUUAUAUUUGCAGAGUAUUGGAUUAUUACAGGGUGUUUUAGAUUCCUUGUACGAAAAGAAUGUUACAAAUUGCAUUAACAUUUCUCCUCAUUUGAUUCUUAUAAUUUCCAAUGAUCAGACAAAUCCAAUUAUCUAAUGAUCAUCGGUGUUUGUCCUUGAAAUAUUUUUUUUCCAUUUUAUAUUACUUGGUUUAUUCUUCUUAACAGCAUAUGUUGUUGGUCUUGAGCAAAAGGAUACGACGAAUGAUGUAUUAUAUUGUAAUUAGCGAUGAAUGUGUACCUUCAAGGAGUCUUCUAUAAGUCAUUGUAUAAGGUUGUAUUAGACAUAACGUUACGAUUCCGGAAAAAUAUGUACCUAAGUCUUUAUUCAUAGACCGCAAUCGCGCGGCCAAAUCCAAAUGUAAUUACAUUCAUUGUGAUUCAAUAUAAUCAAUGUAAUAUAUUGAAAUAAAACUGUCUAUAUGCUAAGUGAUUUACACUUCUAAUAUGAAUGUAUAAAUGAAAUUCCAUGUUUAAUUCAUCAUCUCUUUCUUUCUCUAUCAUCCCGAUUCCACAAAUUUUAAAGGUAAUAAUUUUAGAUUUUCUCGCAAUUCUCAAUGAUUAAGAUUAAGAUGUACGGAAAUCUAAAAAAUUAAUUUUUUAUACAAAAAUUUAUAAUAUAUUUUUUUUAUUCAUAAGAUUUUCAAUACAAAUAUUCUUUUUGCUACACAUUUACUAUAUAUGUAAAUAUUGUACAUAUAUAUAUUAUUUUCUAUAUACUUAUAUAUAUUUAUUUAUUUAAAUGCAUAAAUCUCUUACUAUAUAUUAAAUAAAAAAUAAAAAAUUUAGUCUAUAUAUUCAUGUUGUACAUUCAAGACUAAAUAUAAUAAAUAGAAAUUUUUAUUUCAGGUCGGUUAUUGAACGCUGUAUGACACAUGUAUGAACGCUGUUUUAUAUAUGUAUAUAUAAUAUACAGAUAUGUGCGUGCGAAUAUUUGUAUACACUCAUGUAUGAGUACAUAUACAUAAAAUGAAAAUUUCUAUUUAUCAUAUUUAAUUGAAUAUAUGGUAUGAAUAUAUAAGUAAAAUUUAUCUUUUACUUAAUAUAAAAGUUAUGCACUUAAAUAAAUAAAUAUAUAUAAGCAUAUAGAGUAAUACAAUAUUUAUUAUAUAUGUAUAGGAAAUAUGUAGCAAAGAUUAAUAUAUAUUGAAAAUCAUUAAUUAAAACAUAUAUUAUAGAUUCUUAUAUUCUAUAUGUAUAGGUAGAAAUUUACAUUUUACAUUAGUUGAAUGCGACACAUUUAUAUAUAUAUUAACAUUACUAAAUAUCUGUAACAAAAAUCUCUGA
This is a messenger RNA of Cataglyphis hispanica, 3302 nucleotides long. RefSeq lists its product as uncharacterized. Lineage: Eukaryota; Metazoa; Arthropoda; Insecta; Hymenoptera; Formicidae. The record is from RefSeq and is a predicted model, not a curated record. The coding region runs from base 1 to 1626 and encodes 541 amino acids. The transcript has 4 exons. Gene Ontology annotation, biological process: regulation of transcription by RNA polymerase II. Gene Ontology annotation, molecular function: DNA-binding transcription factor activity, RNA polymerase II-specific; DNA binding.